UCUUGGCUUCGGUCGUGGCGGAGACGUGUCGUGGCAUGUGUUCUAGAGCCGAGACAACCAUGUUCAGAUCGAACACCAAAACCUUGAAUAGAGAACUGGAGAGAUUAAAGAAGGUGCGGAGCAAGGUCCAUGAAGAUCUUAAUAAAUUAGGGAAUCAAGAGAAAUCUUUUAAGCAAAAGAUUAUGAUAUGGCUAAGAAAGGUCGAAGAGAAUGUGUCUAUAGGAGAGAUGAUGCUGGAAAAGCGCUCUUCAUGUGCUAUAUUGGUUAGUGACAAAAGUGUUGCGGUUCUUGAGGAGAUCAAAAGACUGGAGGAGCAAGGUCAUGAGCUCUUAAUUGAGACUUCCGUGGUCGAGUCACCUACAGAAAGAGUCGAACUGGUCUUAGGACCUUCAUUGACGAAGAAGGAGAAUGUUCAAAAGAUUGGUGUUUGGAGUAUGGGAGGUGUCGGGAAGACAACACUUAUCAGGACACUUAACAAUGAACUCUUUAAACAGGGUGGUACUCAACAGUUUGCUUUGGUAGUUUGGGUGACAGUGUCCAAAGAGUUUGACUUGAGAAAGAUCCAGAUGGACAUAGCCACAAGGAUGGGAAUAACUCUUACGAGCAACGAAAGGGAGGACAUAGGCAAAACUAUUCAUGAUAGGCUAGCAAAACUGAGAAGCUUCCUCCUUAUUCUCGACGAUGUUUGGAAGCCCAUCGAUUUAGACAGUUUGGGCAUUCCAUCAGCAUCAGAAGGAUUCAAGGAUUUCAAGGUUGUUCUAACUUCAAGGAGACUAGAAGUGUGUCAACAAAUGAUGACGGAUGAAAACAUAAGAGUUGAUGGAUGCUUACAAGAGAAAGAAGCAUGGGAAUUAUUUUGCCACAACGCCGGAGUAUUAGCAAACUCUGACGAGGUGAAGCCCCUUGCAAUGGAUGUUUCCCGUGAAUGUGGUGGAUUGCCUCUGGCUAUCAUCACAAUAGGAAGGGGUUUGCGUGGAAAAUGUCAAGUCGAGGUUUGGAAACAUGCCUUGAAAAUGCUAAAGAGCUCGGCACCUUCUAUCGACACUGAAGAAAAGAUAUUUGGGACUUUGAAACUCAGCUAUGACUUUCUACAAGACAAGACAAAAGACUGCUUCCUUUUCUGCGCAUUAUUUCCGGAGGACUUCUCGAUUAAAGUAAGUGAAUUAAUAAUGCACUGGGUCGUGGAAGGAUUCUUGGAUGAACAGCAACCUUACGAGGAUUUGAUGAACGAGGGAGUUGCUUUGGUUGACAGAUUGAAGGACUCGUGCUUGUUAGAAGAUGGUGAUAGUGCUGAUACAGUUAAAAUGCAUGACGUUGUACGUGAUUUUGCCAUAUGGAUCAUGUCUCCUCCGAAUGAAGGAUGCCGUUCUCUUGUUAUGGCCGGGAGAGGUCUAAGAGAAAUUCCACAACAUAAGUUUGUUCCUUCGCUCCAGAGAAUUUCUUUAAUGGCCAAUAAGCUCAAUACGCUACCUGAUCAUGUAGUCGAGUGUGUGGAAACAUCGGUUUUACUACUACAGAAGAAUACUUAUAUUAAGGAAGUUCCUCAUGGAUUCUUACAAGCAUUUCCAAACCUUAGAAUCUUGGAUCUUAGCGGUGUUCGCAUAAGAACCUUGCCUGACUCCGUUUUGAAUCUUCAUAAUUUGCGGUCUCUGGUGUUAAGAAACUGUAAGUCCUUGAGAAACAUGCCUUCGCUAGAAUCCCUUGUCAAACUUCAGAUUCUUGAUCUACAUGAGUCUGCUAUAAAGGAACUUCCGAGAGGUUUUGAAGCAUUGAUCAGCUUAAGAUACAUUUUCCUUUCCAACACACAUCAACUCCAGAGCAUUCCAGCUGGGACAAUUCUAGGGUUAUCAAGUUUGGAGGUUCUAGACAUGGCAGGCAGUGGUUAUAGAUGGGGAUUUAAGGGACAAGAAAGAGAAGGGCAAGCAACACUUGAAGAGGUUACAUGCCUCCCUCAGUUGCAGUUUCUUGCCAUUAAGCUCCUCGAUGUAUUGUCUUUUUCCUAUGAGUUUAAUUCUCUUAUAAAAAGGCUAAGGACAUUCCAACUGUUAUUUUCUCCAAUACUAUCAGCUUUACCUCGUGGGACCGGCAAGGGUUGCGUAGCUAUCAGUAAUGUCAAUGUCUCAGAAGCAUCUAUAGGGUGGCUGCUAGUACAUGUAACCUCGCUAUGUUUAAUGCACUCUGAGGGUCUUAAUGCUAUGUUCAAGAACUUGGUAACCAAGAGCAAGAUUAGCUUUGUUGCGGUGAAAUCUCUAUCACUUCACCACUGUCCCAGCCUAAGCUUUUCCGGUGGUUAUAAGGCCAAACAAGAUCUCUUCCUGAAUCUUGACGAAAUUUCAUUGGUCAAUGUCAAUCUGAAAAGUAUUGGAGAACUUAAUGAUUUCCUCGGGUUAAGAUUUAAGAAACUAAAACUGCUUCAUGUUUUUGACUGCCGACAGCUAAAAUAUCUUUUCUCAUACAAAACCUUAGCAGGUUCUCUGCCUAACCUGGAAGAGAUAAAAGUUAGAUCAUGCAGGAUUUUGGUGGAGCUGUUCAAAUUUUCUUCAGAGCCAGUUCGUGUUUCGACAGAGUCUUUGUUACCUAAGCUAAGUGUCAUUAGACUCGACCAUCUUCCCCAGUUGCGUAGGGUAUGCAGCAAUGGAGCUGUGCUCAAACACCUGAAACAGUUAGAAGUUAAGAGUUGUAAACCACUUCAAAAUGAUGGUAGGGUCGUGGAAGAAUUAGAUUGGUCCUUGAUUGACGUCCCACCAUUCCCUUAA
Messenger RNA from Brassica oleracea var. oleracea, 2756 nucleotides. Its product is annotated as probable disease resistance protein At4g27220. Gene Ontology annotation, molecular function: protein binding; ADP binding. Lineage: Eukaryota; Viridiplantae; Streptophyta; Magnoliopsida; Brassicales; Brassicaceae. The record is from RefSeq and is a predicted model, not a curated record.